ACAUUCUGGCGAUGUGUACAGUUAAACAAACAUGCUGAUGUUCUUCUUGUGGACAAUCAGUACAUGACGCUGUAGACGAAGAUUUACAAGGACAUCCAUGUACGCAAGGUUCCUCUCACCGUUCUGUAACGGUGGAUAGUUUGAGUUUACCCAACUUGUGUAGAACGUCGGUGGCGUCAUGUCAGGGGAUGUUCAGAAGGUGUUACCGAAGCUCGGAGACAAGCGUUUGGCUUUGGCAGGAAGACAAUCUCAUCGAACCCGCAAAUUAACAUCAAUUGUUAACGAAAAACUUAAACGAAAAUACAAAACAUAUGAAAAGGUAGUCGACAAAAAUGCUAAAAGCUUCGAAUACAAAUCGUGGCAAAACACCAUGCCUAUUAAAGACACAAUGCUACGCAUUAGAGGAGCUCAAAAAUGUCUAAAGAAACGACGUGAAUCCGUGUUAUUGGAGGAGGAUCCCGAAAACAAAAAGUUUGGGAUGUAUGAUGGAAUUUCUUUGGAUACUAUGAAGUAUGAAAUAGAUAAAAUCCACCAGGACGCUCAUCCAAGGGUCAGGCGGCUUCGGAAAGUUGAACGACUUCUAGAGAGCGGAAAACAUGACGGUCGUCUGGUAAAUUAUGAUGAAAUAAAAGUCUCCUUAGACGCUAUCUUAAACCGACCCUCAUUAAUGCGUAAAAAUGAGACAAAGUUUGGUAUGGAGGGCUUUAAUGCUUACAUGCGUCCCGUUAGUGCUCACUCGUCUCCGAACACAUUUUCCUUUGACAAGGGGUCCCAUAAAGCCAAACUGCGGCUUCCACCUCUCGUCGUGAGCCGAGAAAACUCAAACCUAGGGGCAGGUUUCGACCGGAUCAAGUCAAUGUCACUUCCCACCUUGUUUAGUGAUGGCAGGUCAAGAACAUUUGCAUUUGAUGCUAAAUUUAAGCGUAAAUUUAGCACUUUUCGUAAUUAAUGACCUUCUGGAACAUAUCUUGGAUGUCCUAUGUACCAACAUAAGAUUAUGAGAAAAACUCAAGGCCAUGCUGAUCCUAUAUAUUCGAUAUAUACUCGCUUGACUUGACCCUUAAGGUCGUAUGGUUAACCGGUGUUCUGUGGCUACACUUACGCUAUCAUACAGAUGCUAUUAAAGUGACAUGGACGUAAGGUUGACACAUUGUAUGAUUAGGUUAUAUAAAACCAUUCCACGCGUUCUGUAAUUUAAAACCAUCAUUAUUAAAUCAUUGAAACUUGCCCAUAAUUUAAUUCAAUCUUAUAAGUUACUGAUAACAGUUUUGACGGUCUACGGUAGUGUGAUUUCAGUCUUUGCGAAUAGAUUACUUAUAACACGAAUAGAGCUUACCUUGUUUCCGCAAUUAUCUGCGCAAAUGUGUUGUAAAGACAUAGUCAUUGACAACGUAUUUUAACAUUCUUGUACAUGUAAAUGUAUUGAAGUGCUGGAAAUCAUAUUCGUACCUGAAUACUUACAAUGUACUUUAUAUAUUGUACCUGCUUGAAAUGAACAGUUUAAUUUCAUAAAUCUACUAUUCUAUGUGUUCCCUACACGUUUACAGAGUGUAUUAAACAUGAAUUCAAUGUGUAUUCUACCAGUAAUUAACGUGUAUUCUACCAGUAAUUAACGUGUAUUUUACCUGUAAUUAACGUGGUUUCUACAAGUAAUUAACGUGUAUUCUACCAGUAAUUAACGUGUAUUUAACCUGUAAUUAACGUGUAUUCUACUAGUAAUUGACGUGUAUUUUACCUGUAGUUAACGUGUAUUUUACCAGUAAUUAACGUGUAUUUUACCAGUAAUUAGCGUGUACUUUACCUGUAAUUAACGUGUAUUUUACCUGUAAUUAACGUGUAUUUUACCUGUAAUUAACGUGUAUUUUACCAGUAAUUAACUUGUAUUUUACCUGUAAUUAACGUGUUAUGUAUGUAACAAUUUAACAUUCGAUAUUUUCGAUAUUGUUAAAUAUUUUUAUAUUCUCGGGGUCUGUUGUAUAUUUACAUUCUGGUUGUAUGAAACUACCACACACAUAUUACAGUGUGGUAUUAUGAAUAAAAUAUUA
Mizuhopecten yessoensis (Yesso scallop) is the source of this 2045-nucleotide messenger RNA. RefSeq lists its product as uncharacterized. The transcript is spliced from 2 exons. The record is from RefSeq and is a predicted model, not a curated record. Lineage: Eukaryota; Metazoa; Mollusca; Bivalvia; Pectinida; Pectinidae. Bases 179 to 949 code for a protein of 256 amino acids.